AUGUUUUCCUUCAUGGUGACCUUGAUGAGGACGUCAACAUGUCCUUAUCUUCAAGUGUCAGAUGAAAGGGUGAGACACAAGUAUGCAAACUUCAUAAAUCAUUGUAUGGGCUCAAGCAAGCCUCGCGUCAAUGGAAACAACCUACAAGAAAUUGAAGAGACCAAUUCAUUCCUAAUGGAGAAAUUCAAAUUCAAGGACCUUGGUCCAUUGAAAUAUUUUUUGGGCAUAGAGGUAGCCCGUUCUAGCAAAGGAAUUGUCCUCUCACAACACAAGUAUGCUCUUGAAAUACUUGAAGAUGCUGGAUAUCUUGGUGUGAAGCCAGCAACCUUCCCAAUGGAGCAGAAUCUAUCUCUCAGCAAGAUGAAGACUCCACACUUAGAAGCAGCCUAUAGUCUUGCGUUAUCUCAAACACACACCAAAGCAAGAUUGGGCUCGAUGUCGUGA
Molecule: messenger RNA, 444 nt
Organism: Prunus armeniaca (apricot)
Lineage: Eukaryota; Viridiplantae; Streptophyta; Magnoliopsida; Rosales; Rosaceae
Source: the annotation of a GenBank genome assembly